UUAAUCUUUAAACCACAGUCGCUCUUGGCCAUAGCCAUAGCCAUAGCCAUAGCCAUAGCCGUUCUAAGCUUCAUUCCUGCCUUGCUGCGUUCAUAUACAGAGUUUUGCAGUAAUUGGGGUUUAGUUAAGGUCGUUACGGCCUUAUUGUUUAAAGAUUGUUCGAUGGAUUUCGACGAGUAUGAUUAUUUAGAGAAAACAGUUGAAAAUCCAGAAGCACCAAAAGAGGAGAAGAUUGCAAAUGGAAGCGAAGAGAAUGUUAAAUCCGGAGAGAAGGACCGUAGCAGGAGCUCCAAGCGUAGGAGUAAUGAGAACGAGGAUGAAUUAGAUAGCCGCUCCAAGCGAGCAAGAUCUGGAGAUGACUCUCGUGAUCGUGAUCGGCACAGAGAGAGGAGCGCGUCGCAUUACCGUUCGUCUCCUGAUCACAAGUCCAAGAAUGCUGAGAGGGGUGAUAGGGACAGGCACCGGAAGGAACACAGAGAUAGGGAUAGGCAGAGGGAGGAAAGGAACGGGAAGGACAGGGACCGCGAUAGAGAUAGAGAGAGGGAGCGAGACCGUGAAAGGAUAAGAGAGCGUGACCGCGAGAGUGAAAGAGACAGGGAGACAGAACGGGAGCGUUCACGCCGUAGCAGGAGCCGCUCUGAGAGGCACCGCAGUGACCGUGAUAGGGAUGCUGAACCUGAGAGAGUCAGGGAGAGGAGCAGAGACGUGGAGUACAUGGAAAGAGAAAGGGAAAGGGAAAGGGAAAGGGAGUUACGAGACAGGGAUCGAGAUGGCAGAUACGCUAGGGCAAUCUUCAGAUGGUCAUUCUGGCAACUGAGCCAGGCUCAGAAACUCAGAAAUGCUGGUGGGGGAGUAAUGGGUUCUCUGCUUAACAGAAGCACUUCAUCUUCUGAUGCCUACGAUAUAAAGAAAAAAAGGAGGAAGUGGAGCCUGAGGCUGAUCCAGAACGAGAUCAGAGGACUGUAUUUGCUUAUCAGAUUUCUUUGAAGGCGGAUGAAAAAGAUGUCUAUGAAUUCUUUUCAAGAGCUGGCAAGGUGCGAGAUGUGCGGCUCAUAAUGGAUCGCAAUUCAAGACGUUCCAAGGGAGUAGGGUA
Molecule: messenger RNA, 1093 nt
Organism: Macadamia integrifolia
Lineage: Eukaryota; Viridiplantae; Streptophyta; Magnoliopsida; Proteales; Proteaceae
Product: zinc finger CCCH domain-containing protein 13-like
Exons: 7
Coding region: 163-987 (274 amino acids)
Source: RefSeq, a predicted model, not a curated record